Messenger RNA from Thamnophis elegans (Western terrestrial garter snake), 1637 nucleotides. RefSeq names its product caspase 9 (gene CASP9). The record is from RefSeq and is a predicted model, not a curated record. Gene Ontology annotation, cellular component: cytoplasm. NCBI's taxonomy places the organism in Eukaryota, Metazoa, Chordata, Lepidosauria, Squamata, Natricidae. The coding region runs from base 44 to 1252 and encodes 402 amino acids. The transcript has 9 exons. Gene Ontology annotation, biological process: regulation of apoptotic process; apoptotic process; proteolysis.
AUGCGCAGCGGCGGCGCUUCCGCCUUCUCCUCGGCGGGCGGCCAUGGAGGAGGCGGACCGGCGGCGCUUAAGUCGCUCCCGGGUGCAACUGGUGAGGAAGCUGCAGCUGGAGCCGCUCUGGGCGCCGCUGCUGCGCCGGGGCAUCUUCACCGCCAACAUGAUCGAGGAGAUCCAGUCGGCGGGCCCGCGGCCGGACCAGGCGAGGAAGCUGGUGGUCGACCUGGCCACGCGGGGCCGGAGGGCGCUGGCGGAGUUCGUGCUGUGCCUGCGGGAGAGCGGGCAGGAGGCGCUGGCGGAGCUGCUGAGCGAUGGACGAAGCCCCGAGGGAGCCCCGGACCAGCCCCCAGGAGACCCCCGGGCCCAUCCUCCCCGACCCACCCGGGAGGGCCCCUCCCACCAGCCCCGCCAGCCAGGCCCCCUGGAGGAGACGCCCCAAAGGGAUUCUGAGAUGGUUUACUCCCUGAAUUCUGAGCCCUGCGGCUACUGCCUCAUCAUCAACAACGUCCAUUUUGGCAAAGGCACGGGCUUGAAACUUCGCCAGGGCUCCGACGUUGAUCGCCAGAGGCUGGAGAAGAGGUUCCGGGCGCUGCAUUUCGAGGUCUUGACCAAGGAAGACCUCACAGCUCAGGGAAUCGCUCAGGAGCUGCAGAGUCUGGCCGGGCGCAAUCACAGCGGCCUGGACUGCUGCCUGGUAGUCAUCCUCUCCCACGGCUGCGAGAGCUACCACAUCCAGAUUCCGGGCGCCAUCUUUGGGACGGACGGGCAGCGCAUUCCGGUGCAGAAGGUGGUCAGCUAUUUCAACGGCUCCCACUGCCCGAGCCUGAGGGGGAAGCCGAAACUCUUCUUCAUCCAGGCCUGCGGAGGAGAGGAAAAAGACCCAGGCUUCGAAGUGGAGACUGACGCACCGCCAGGCCAGCGUGGAGGGGAGGCCGUGGAGUCAGACGCCACCCCCACGCCGGGCCCGGGAGGAGACGGCGAUGAGCUCGAUGCCACGGCCAGUCUGCCCACGGACAGCGACAUCUUGGUUUGCUAUCCCACCUUCCCAGGCCACGUCUCCUGGCGUGACACCCAGAGCGGAUCCUGGUUCAUCGAGGCUCUGGAUCAGGUCUUGGCCGAAAAGGCCCACCUGGAGGACCUGCCCAGCAUGCUCACGAAGGUGGGGAACAUUGUGGCUGACAAAGUUGCGGGGCCUUACAAGCAGAUGCCGGGUUACUUCAACUUUCUCCGGAAAAAGUUUUUCUUCAAAGCAUGACAACAUUUUGGCUGCUGCUUCCUCGUUCCUGGGACUUGAGACAUAUUUCUGCGGAUGUAUUGAGGGGUGGGGGGUGUUUGAGAUGCUAAAGCCCCAUUUCGCCACCUGGUACUAAGGAUCUGGUGUCUUCCCAGUCCUGCGUUCGAUGGGGAAGCCCCCAGCAACGGGCAGAGACCCCAGACUCCAAAUGAUCCCCCCUCCCCUAUCGGCCAGCCUUUGUAGUCCCACGGGAACCUCCUCUUAAUCUUUUGGCUUCCAGAGUCCUAAAGGAACAAAUCGAUGUGAAUCAGUUUUCUACUGUUUACAUUUCUGUUCUUUCUCUUUUUCAAGAAAUCAAGAUGAUUACAAUGUGAAGGAGCUCAUAUAAAUCGUUUUUGAGCCACAA